This is a messenger RNA of Topomyia yanbarensis, 11267 nucleotides long. RefSeq names its product cubilin homolog. The transcript has 14 exons. The record is from RefSeq and is a predicted model, not a curated record. Gene Ontology annotation, molecular function: calcium ion binding. Bases 1 to 11190 code for a protein of 3729 amino acids. NCBI's taxonomy places the organism in Eukaryota, Metazoa, Arthropoda, Insecta, Diptera, Culicidae.
AUGCGGCAUUAUAUUAAAAUAGUGUUAUUAUUGGCAUUUGCCGUGUGUUCAAAUUGCUAUUUUGAAAAUCAACCAAAAAUCAUCUCCAACGACGGACACCUGGUUAUCGAAUCCGCUGUGGAUAGAAACAUUUCCAUCUUGUUGAAGGGCAAUGGCUUUCUGAACGUCGGUGAUCUCAGCCUGGGCAAAAUGAUUCAAAGUCUUGCCAACACGUCAACGAGUCCUGCUGUUGAUACGAACAUCGUCGGUGAUUCAUCCCAGCUUCAGUAUUUGAUGAACGUGGUGCGAGGUCCUUUCGGUUUACUUAAACGCAUUAGUGCUUUGGAAAAUGGAACCUUUGAAUCCGAUGGAACAAGGGCUCGUGGCCGUCUUAAUAAUAUUAACCGUCGUUUGAUGGCAUUAGAGCGCAAGGUCGGUAAUCUCAUGACCAAACUCCGCGAGAACAACUGCAAAACUAGUCCUUGCCAGAAUGGUGGAACAUGCAUAAGCCUCUUUGACUCAUUCGUGUGUCAGUGUCCGAGAAAUUGGGAGGGCACGACGUGUGCUAUGGAUGUGAAUGAGUGUGCAGAGUUCGCUGGCACUGAUCUAGGCUGUCAAAACGGGGCUACCUGUAAGAACACUCCGGGAAGUUACAGUUGCAUAUGUGCCGGUGGGUGGCAAGGAAUUCACUGCAACAGUCGGACCCAGGACUGCAUGUCAUCCGGUAGUGAGCUUUGCGGACACGGAACCUGUGUUCAGACUAAGGAAGAACCUGGCUAUAGAUGCAUCUGUGAACAGGGUUGGAAAACAAAUGGUGUGACACCGGCUUGUAUGACGGAUAUUGAUGAGUGUUCCGAAUCUAGACCACAUUGUUCCAAAGAUCCUGAAGUGAGUUGUAUAAACCUUCCUGGAUCGUUCAUCUGUGGUGGUUGCCCUCCGGGAUAUACCGGGAACGGGUUUUACUGCGUAGACAUUGACGAGUGUCAAACAAACAAUGGGGGAUGCAGUACUUCUCCUUCAGUAACCUGCAUCAAUUUGAAGGGAUCGUUUAAAUGUGGAAACUGUCCACCGGAUUACACUGGCGACGGCAAAACAUGUCUAGCGAGAAGUAGUAGAUGUACUCCAGGAUUGUGUCACCCAUUAGCUCGAUGUGUUGAUUACUCAAGUGGAGUUAUAUCUUGCGUAUGCCCGCCGGAGUACCAUGGAUCGGGAUAUGGACCAUCCGGAUGCAUAAGGUCCCCAAUGAAUCCAUGUAUCUUUAACCCUUGCAAGAAUGGUGGCACUUGUACUGCUAUUGGACACAAUUACACCUGCAGCUGCCCACAGGGGACUGCUCCUCCGAAUUGCGCCAGAUUGACAUCACCUUGUGUACCUAACCCUUGUCUGAAUGGUGGUUCAUGCACUCCAUUUUUGGAUCGUUAUUUAUGCUAUUGUACAGCAGCCUAUACCGGAUUGCGAUGCCAAGGAACCUCGCGGGCCUGCGGGGGUAUUCUAGACUCUUUCUCCGGAACUCUAAAGUACCCGUUGGACAAUGGAACCUAUAAUCACAAUGCUAGAUGCGCUUGGCUAAUUAAAACUAAUCACACAAAAAUUUUAAACGUAACUUUCACACAGUUUCAUCUGGAAGGAUCCAUAUCUACUGGUGAAUGUAAAUUCGACUGGUUACAGAUCCACGAUGGAAAAACUUCUGCAGCGUACAAUCUCGGUCGAUUUUGUGGAGAAGCUUUACCAAAUGGAGGUAACCUGCUAUCCACACACAACUUUCUCUAUCUUUGGUUCCGAUCAGAUAACAGCACAUCACACGAUGGAUUCGAACUUAACUGGAAUAGUAUCGAUCCGAUGUGUGGCGGGGAGAUUACAGUCCAGAGUCACGGAGUAAUUUCUUCUCCUGGUGCUCACGAUAGAUAUCCACCAAAUCGCGAUUGUAAAUGGUAUCUUACUGCGAACCAGGGAAAACGUUUACAGUUUCACUUCUUCAUAAUGAAACUCGAAAUUCACGAUAGCUGUGAGUACGACUUUGUUCAAAUCAGCGACGGUCUUCAGGAUGAGUCUCCUGUACUAGCAAAAUUCUGUACCACUUCGCAUCCGGAACCACUGGUUACUCCCAGCAAUGAAGCAACCGUUUACUUUCACUCGGAUGGAGACGGUAGCGAUGCCGGUUUUCAAAUGAGUUAUUCGGUAAUUGAAGGAGUUCCUGAGUGUGGAGGAAUUUUUACGAAAACAGAAGGUGAAAUCAGUUCCCCAAGACGCUACGAAGAUAACUUAUAUCCGCAUAAUUUGAAUUGUGAAUAUCUAGUUCAAAUUCCGCAGGGAAGUACAAUUGAGGUGAAAUUCAACAGAUUCCAUCUAGAAUCAAGUGAUUCAUGUAAAUUCGAUUAUCUCACUAUUUUCGAUGGACGAACAUCUGACGAUCCAUCUUUGGGACGGUUUUGCGGAGAGCGAAUACCUGCUCCAUUUUCAACGACUUCUAACUAUCUGUUGAUCAAGUUCCACACAGAUUGGUCCACAUCGCAUGGAGGUUUUUCAUUAAGUUAUAAAGUUCGAUGUGGUGGUAUAUAUUCGGACCCAAAUACAGAAAUCACAAGUCCAGGAUAUCCGAAGGCGUAUACUACCAAUCAGCAAUGUGACUAUACGAUACAGGCACCAGUUGGCAAGGCUAUUUUGCUUGACUUUUCAGACUUUGACAUUGAAGGUAAUACGUAUCCAAACUGUGAUCUAGACUACGUGGAAAUCUACGAUAGUUACGAACCCAGCAACAGCUCAUCCCUUGGACGAUACUGCAGCGCAAAGAUACCGCCGCGAGCUAUCUCGACGCUUAACGUAAUGUUGAUGCGAUUCGUGUCGGAUCUAUCGAUUGGCGGAAGGGGGUUCAAGGCCAACUUCUCUUUCGUGGACGUAGCUUGUGGAGGUGUAAUAACAUCCGAGGAUACCACGAUCCGGUCGCCGUCUAUGUCGGAUCGAGGAAGCUACCUGCCAGACUCGGACUGUCGCUGGGUUAUUGUGGCUCCUAAAACGCAUGCUAUCCAGCUAACAUGGAAUAGUUUUGAGCUGGAGAAAAGCGGUAAUUGUGUGUACGAUUUUGUGGAAAUAUAUGACAAUUCAUCGCAGAUCAAUGCAUUCGUGGGAAGAUACUGUGGGAUGACCAAGCCACCGGCGAUAACCAGCGCAGGCAACAUUGUUACUAUUCGGUUCAAGACCGACAGUUCAAACUCAAAGGAUGGUUUCAGCUUAUCAUUUAUGUUCAUCGAUGUCCAAAAAUUAUGCGGUGGAAACUAUUACACCACUACUGGUGUGAUCAAGUCGCCUGGCUUUCCACAGGAGUACACCUCCAACAAGAUCUGUGAGUGGGUCAUAACCGUUCCCAUGGGGCAGCAGAUACGGUUGAACGUUAAAAGCUUUCUAAUGGAAAAGCACAGCAGUUGUAGAUUUGAUGGAUUAGAAAUUCGUAAUGGUGGAGCGGCCAGUUCUCCCUUGAUUGGCAAGUAUUGUGGAGAGGACGAUUUCGAUGGAAUCAUCUCGUUCAGUAAUAAACUGUAUUUGAAGUUCUAUUCGGACUCAUCCAGAAACUAUGCUGGAUUUGAAAUUGAAUGGGAUGGAACAGCAACAGGUUGUGGAGGUAUUCUGACGUCGUCCAGAGGAUCAAUCAUAUCCCCGCAUUACCCGGAACCUUAUGGUAACAAUGCUCAAUGUAACUGGCGCAUUAGCGUUAGCGCGGGAUCAGCCAUACACAUCGUGUUUACUGAUCUGGACCUCGAAGGUCAUGCCAACUGCAGGUACGACUAUUUGGAUGUUUUUGAUGGACGUGACGUAGCCGGCAAAAGUCUAGGAAGGUUCUGUACGGCUGACACUGACCCUGUUCAGUUGGAUACUUCAACCAAUCACGCAUUCAUCCGAAUGAGAAGCGAUGACACAAACCAAGGUCGUGGAUUCCAUCUUAAAUACAACAUACUGUGUAAACGAAAUGUCACUGGAUUUGGAGGAGUUAUCGAAUCACCAAACUUUCCUAAUAAAUACCCUAGUUCGGCAGACUGCCUUUGGACUAUAAGUGUUCCGCCGGGAAACAAAAUAGACAUUGAAUUUUCUCACUUUGAACUUGAGAAUGGCAUGAUAUUUGAAAAGAACAAUUCUCACGUUUGUCACUUUGAUUAUGUCGAAAUCAGCGAGCCAAACGAUGACCGGUCCAUUGCCCAGAAGUAUUGCAACACCAUGCCGGCCAAGUUGACCUCGAAGGGUUCAGUCAUUCAUGUAGGCUUCCGAACGGAUAACAGUGGUGAAAACAUCGGUUUCAGGUUGGAGUGGCAGCUCAAUGGAUGUGGUGGAGUUCUCGCGAAACCUAGUGGUAUGUUUUCGUCUCCAAACUAUCCUAACGAAUACCCAGUCGAUACUCAGUGCCACUGGACCAUUUCUGUGCCUCCCGGUUACGUCGUUGAGUUGACGGUGUUCAAUUUCAACAUGGAAUCAUCGAGCAAUUGUCGCUACGACGGGUUCUCGGUUUCCAACACAGAAGAUUUCAGUCAAGUGAUUACGGAGUUCUGCCACAGCCAAAAAGAGCCAGUUAAACUAACCAGCGCAGGGCACAUGCUGUUUGUAAAGUUCUUCAGUGAUAGCACUUAUACUUAUAAGGGAUUCACAGCAUCCUACCGAAUGAUUCCAGCAAAAUGCGGUGGAGUUUUAUCUGCCCAUCAAGGUUUUCUAUACUCACCAAAUUACCCGAAAAACUAUCCAAGUAAUCAGUCUUGUGAAUGGACGAUACAGACAAAUCCGGGGUACACGCUUCAGUUCCACAUUGAAGAUAUUGGCCUGGAAAAGUCACCGAACUGCACCAAAGAUUACGUCCAAGUAUACGAUGGGUCCGUACGCGAGACUAGUAAACUACUAAUAUACAUUUGCGAUAGCGAUACCAACACUACUUCUGCACAAUCAAGUGGAAAUCAACUGUUAGUAGUUUUCCAAUCUAACGAGUUAUACGAAGCUAAAGGUUUUCGGGCUAAUUAUACAACGAACUGUGGAUCCCGGAUCAAUGUCACACAACCCGGUAUAAUAUCAUUAGAAAAUACAUUUAAAAUAAAAUCGGAGAAUUGCACUUGGGUUCUCACAGCGCAAGGAUUAACGCAGCAUAUAACCCUUCAAGUGAUGCACAUGAACGUGGUAGAGGUUGAUGGCAAUUGUUUAGCGAAUCUUACGAUCCAUGACGGCGAUGAUACAUCUUCUCCCGUACGAUAUACUGGUUGUGGCAGCAGAGUUCCCCCAGCGAUAGUUAGUAAUGGAAAUUCACUGACUGUUCACCUUACUUCCGACGAUUUUAAUCUGUAUAAUAUGUUGGGCAUCCAAUUCGUUGCGAGUUAUACCGUGUUGGAUAAUGCAUGUGGUGGCGAUCUCACAUCUUUCGCGGGAGAAUUCGCCUCACCAAACUAUCCAAAUUCUUACCCGAAGAACGUGGAAUGUACCUGGCAGCUAACGGCAUCGCCCGGUAAUUCAUUGCGCCUCUACAUUCAGUCGCUGAAUAUUCUUGAGACGGACAAUUGCAAUACUGACUAUCUGGAGGUGCGAGAAGGUUCCGGCAGUGGAAAGCUGAUUGGGGAUUACUGCGGAGAUAAUCCAAUGUUGAACUUGACUUCAUCCAACAGUUUCUGGAUCAAGUUUAAAACAAGCAACCAAAGUGUGGCCAAGGGUUUCCUUGCGGAGUAUUCGUAUGAUCACUUCAACGAAAUCACUGGCCGAACCGGAGUAGUUACAUCUCCUAUGUACCCGCGUGAUUAUGCUAGAAAUGAAGUGCAUACAUGGAGAAUCAUUGUCGACGUGGGAUCAAUAAUUUCUAUGAAAUUUAAAGCUUUUGAGAUAGAUGCUAAAUAUCUGGAUACUUGUGAAGGGCAGCUGGAGAUUUAUGACGGUUACGAUGACUCGGCCGAACCACUUAAGGAAGAACUUUGUGGUCUAACCCCACCGGAACCAUUCAAGUCCACAUCCAAUGUAGUGUUUAUUCGUUUAGACCACACGGAUGCCAGUGGACCGUCAAAGUUCCUGCUCAACUGGGAACAAAUUGGAAAGGAGGAGAAAUCCACGGUUUCAACCACGACUAGUGUCGAUGAACAAUUCUGCGGUGGUCAUCAAGUGAUUGUGCUUUCCGAAAAUGUCACAAGCUAUAAUCUCACCUCACCGGGAUAUCCCGAGGGUUAUCGAGCACACUUGAACUGUAGUUGGAUUUUUCAAUCGGCCGUUUCGACCCAUCAUCCCGUCCUUCAGCUCAACUACGUCGAUUUGGAAGAAACAGACGCGUGCAUGUCAGACUAUCUGGAGAUUUCCACAUCAACAGAUAUGAUUACAUGGUUCGGUGCAGAAAAAAUAUGUAUGUUCGGCUUCAAGGUGAAAACGGCAUUCGAUGGAAAACCUUUUCUUAAAGUCGACUUUCGAACAGAUUACUUCAAUAAUCGAACUGGGUUUACCGGUGUUGUUUCGCUACGAUGCGGAGGGGUGAUUACUGAACCGAAUGGGAUAAUUUCAGUGUCCUCGGUAGCUAGUACGCAACAGUCUAUCAAUCGCGUACUCGAUUUCAUGUGUCUAUGGAACAUCACAGUCCGACCGGGACGUAUAAUUGAGUUCCGCUUCAUAUCGAUUUCAAUCGUAAAGACGCCGAAUGAAGGGUGCGCCGGUUAUGUUUCUAUCAAGAACGGAAUCGAUGAAUAUUCACCGCUUUUAGGUUCAUUUUGUGGUACUGAAGUACCGGCAAUGGUGAAUACCUCGAGCAAUAGGGGUUUCGUGAAAUACCAUAGCGGACAUGUAAUUACUAACGAAUUCAAACUAGCUUACCGAGAGAUUGGUAUGCAGUGCGGAGGUAGGAUUGUCCUGCAGAAAACCAAUUCCACGAUCAUCACGACACCGAACUUUCCUGAGGUACCUCACCCACAUAGUGAGUGUAUCUGGACAAUUUUGGCGCCAUCUGGUGAAACAAUGAAGUUUGAAUUCGAGCGAUUCAGUUUGAAGUACUCGGCGGGUUGUUCGAAUGAAUAUGUUGAACUGCGAGACGGUGGUACUUCUAGCUCCAGUUUGCUGAUAAAGGUUUGCGGAUCCGAUACUGUGCCGUCGCGGCUUACAACUUCUAAUAUGUUGAGAAUCCGCUAUUUCACUGAUAAUUCCGAUCCAGGAAAUGGAUUCAAGCUGAAGGUAUCGCUUGCUCAGUGCGGUGGAUCUAUUCACAGCGAAAGAGGUACCAUACAAUCCAAGAACUACCCGAUAAUCGGAGCAUAUCCUUCCAACACGGUAUGCGAGUACUAUAUACACAGCAAGUUAAAUACGGUUUUGAACAUAACGUUCCAAGAUCUCAAUUUGCCGGGUAAUACAAACUGUACGAACGUUGACAACAUCAGAAUCUAUUCGGUUGUGCAAGCAGAAAAUUCAACCGAUUUAGAUCAUGGCACUUUCUGUGGCUCUCAACUUCCCCCGGCUAUUCAAAGUAUUCAUAAUCAUGUGAAAAUUGUAUUUACUACGUUCAAUCCAAAUACCAUCUAUCGUGGUUUUAAGUUGUCAUAUAUUGCUACUGAAAAUCAGUGCGGAUAUGAAAUUAAUGCUGCUUCUGGUGACAUUACGAGUCCGGGAUAUCCAGAUAACAGUUUGCGAUUCAAAAGAUUCUGCGAGUGGAGAAUAACCGUUCCUGAAGGUCGCAGAGUAAAAGUUGAGUUCAUCGAUUUGGAUCUUUCCUCGGUUAGUGCCAGCUAUCUACAGCGGCUUGGAUUCUAUCACGGUUUUGAUUACUCUUCUCGUAUCAAGUUCGUUAUGGGAGGAUACAACAAGGAACCUAUAUACUCCAGUAGCAACACCAUGAUGGUGAAUAUCUGGUCUCGUGUAGCUUCAGGAAACAGAGGGUUCAAAAUUCAUUUCAGCAGCGACGAGCCAACGAUUUGUGUUGGUAAUUUGGACGGAAACCAAGGAACGAUUGCUACACCUAUUAAUCAGACUAGCUACACCUGCGAAUACAAAAGAUCAACGGGAGUAUAUUUUGAAGCUUUUGGUCGGAAAGUUGGAACGAUGGCGUUGCGUUUCACUGACAUGCAAGCUGGACUCUACCGAAGUGCAUGUACGCUGAACACUAGAGGUAUCUUUGUCAAGCGUAGGUCAAGUGUUGGUGAUAAUAUGGCAUAUUUGAAGAAGUAUUGCGGCAACGGAACGACUUCCGACUUGCUCAGAUCGCCUUUCCCGGACGUUUCUAUCUUAGCUCGACAAGGUAUUUUCCUUGGAGAAGUUCAGUUCAAGCUACAAUAUCAACUCAACGAUUGUGGUGGUAUGUUUGGAAGUGAAUUGGUAAAUAUCUCGCGGCCUAAACUAAUGAAUGUUAACGGUCCACUGGAUUGUGCGUGGUACGUAGACUAUCCGGAGAAUUCUUUAAUCAAUAUUGAAUUCGCAAGCUUUAGUUUUAAUCAGUCAUGCGACGAGGAGUAUCUGCUGAUAUACAAUGGUCCAACCAUGAACAGCCCACUUUUGGGACGCUUCUGCAAGGGUACUGGAAUUGAAUUGAUUGCAACUCAAGGCCGAUACGCAUUGGUAGAGUAUCAUUCAGAAAACUACAAUUCUAGCGGGAACUUUGAGCUUAAACUAGCUCAAAUGGUAUCUGGAUGCGGUGGAACGUUGCAUAAAAACUCUGAUGUUUUUGGAUCGCCAAAUGUCAACGGCAAAUAUCAACCAAACACUGAGUGCAUCUGGACAAUUCGUGCUGACAAUGGAUAUCAUAUAGGAAUAAUCUUUAUCGGAAGGUACAAUUUGGAGAAGAGUGUGAAUUGCACAAAAGAUUAUGUAGAGUUCUUUGACCGCAUUGGAAACGAUUGGGUCUCUUUGGGACGUGCAUGCGGCAAAGAAGCACCGAAAUCAUUCAAUUCCACCGGCUCGUCAAUGAGAGUGAUUUUCCGUUCUGAUGCAAAUGUUGAAGGAGAUGGAUUCACCGUCAGAUGGGAACAGAACUGUGGGGGCAUUUACAAUGUUGAUCAAGCAGGAGGUGUCAUGACCAGUCCUAAUUAUCCUAUGAAUUACAAUCGUCUGAUGACUUGUAAUUACACUUUCGUUACUAAUGAAAAAGAUGCGUUUAUAAAACUAAACUUUUUGGACUUUUCGCUAGAAGAUGGACCGCAAACGUCGAUCUGCAUUUACGACAACAUAACGAUUUUCAAACAAAUGGAAUACUAUGAACCUUUCCAAUGGGAAAAAGUGAGAACAUACUGUAAACAAGAUUCUCCAGGACGCGUAAGGUUUAAGAAUCGAGUGGCUGUUAUAUUUAGAUCUGAUCGUUGGUUAGAAUCUCGUGGAUUUAAAUUCGAGUAUCAGUUGGACAAAUGUGGUGGGCUAAUAACAGGAUCAACCCGAAUCGAAAGCCCAGAAGCUGCAAUAAACAAUGGUUACGGAAAUCCGGUGACUUGCGUGUGGAAUAUAACGAUUCCGCAAGCGAAAAAAGUUGUUGUUCGGUUCGAAGACUUCGAGAUUGAACAUUCUGACGGGUGUUACUUUGAAAGUGUAGAGGUGUACAAAGGCCUCGAUCGAUCGUCCGAUCAAAAGCUAGCUGCUCUUUGUGGAAAUUUGACAGCUCAUGCACCUGCGGUCAGCAUCAAAGGCAGUCACGGUGCUAUAUACUACAAAUCGGAGCAGUUUUCAAGUGGACAUCGGGGUUUUUCUGCACUAGUUAUAUUCGCGGAUGACUGCGAUCACGAGAUAACACUAGAUCGUAAUGCACGAAUCUACAAUUUAAACGCAUUGGGUAGUAAUAACAACAAACUUCAGGACUGUCAGUACAUAUUCAAGGCACCCGCUGGAUUCAGCAUACAGUUAUCAUUUGAUCAAUUCCAUAUGGGAACCAAAAGAAAUGUAACAGUCUGCAAUGAUAACUUUGUCGAAAUACGGGAUGGCUCGGGGCCGUUUUCUGAGCUGAUCGGAAAGUAUUGCAACCAUACGAUUCCACCGACCGCAAAUACUUUCAGUUCUUCAAUGUUUGUACGAAUGGUUACCGAUACGUCACUGCAGGGAACGGCGUUUGAAGCGACCGUUUCACUUGUGGAGUCCUCGUGUGGUGCAGGCUAUCAUAACUUGUCUGACGGCCAUGUUGAGAUACUGAAGAGUCCAAACUACGACGUUGGUAAUUACCCACCCAAUACCAGGUGUUUGUGGUUGCUGGAAGUACCGCUCGGUAAAACGAUUAACAUUGAGUUCCUGGAUCUACGGCUGCAAGACUACAGCGAUGAACAAGAGAUAUGCCCAGAUCGAGUGGAAUUCUUUGACGCAAAUGUUAAAUCAUUUAUAUACGAGGGUCUUGGAGAAGACGUGGUGUUCCGCAGCAAGCCUUCUCAUGGCAUGAAAUCAUCUUUCUAUCACGGUACCCGCAAUCCCAACGCACACCACAUCUACUGUGGCAACACUAACCUGCCGGCGACAUACCAUUCUUCCGCUAAUAAACUGUAUGUGAAAUUCGAGAGCGAUACCUCGAUCGAGAACAAAGGCUUUCGCUUGAGCGUGCAGCAGAGUCGGUUUUGCAGUCAGAACUUUACCAGAAUGCAGGGACGCAUUAAUAUAAAUUAUCUAGCCAGGACUGAACCAUGCACUAUAACGAUUGUGGUUCCGAAAAAUUACACGAUUUCUCUAUACAUUGGAAUGUUCUACACUUACGCAACCAACUGUGACGAGGAAGGAGUUCGUGUCUUCGACGGAUUGAGCAAGGAUAAACAGCUCGCCAUGAUGUGUAACUAUGGUACUCCAAAUCCUAUUUUCUCGACUGGAAAUUCAAUAAGCAUUGACGUUCCACAAUCAAAGACCGAAUAUGUUACAACGGUAUUUGAUGCAACGUAUGUGGCAACGGAUCAAGGUCGAGGAUGUGGGGGAGAAAUUUUCAACUACGGAGGUUUCUUCAGCAGCCCGUUAUAUCCUAACAAUAAUCGAACGAGAAUGGAAUGUACUUGGACGGUUACGGUGCCAGUUAAUAUGUAUAUUGCCCUUAAAUUUGACGUGUUUGACAUGGGCAGUAAGACGACGUGUAGUACUGAUUAUUUGCAGUUGAUAGUGGUCAAGGGCGAAGAAAGAAGAUCAGUCCGGCAGCACUGUGGUGGUGAUACUCCAGCUGUUUUCAUUAGCGACAGCAACGUGAUGCAAGUGGUUUACAAGCAGACUCAAAAUUUUGGCGGUACAGGUUGGCAAGCAAAGUUCAUGGCGAUCGUGAAGGGAGCUCAAGUUAAUGAUUUUUAGCUAGUUUCCAUUUGUAUAUCUUAUUAAAUUAUUGUAUUUAUUUUCUUAAUAUUUAAACAAAAAACAACUGAUUAUCG